GGGUUAAUGAACAGGUUUGCUUCCUGGAUACAUAAAAGGGACGUUACUCUUGGUACUCUACCACUCUGCAUGACAGCCAGUGCUAUUCUGUACAUGCUGAUUUUCUCAAUUCAAUGUCGGGGGGUAAACUCCUGAGGAGCGGAUGAAGAAACACAUUUUGCUUUUAUUCACAUUCAGAGGACUAGUGAGAAAAGGUAAAAGGGGUAAAAGGAGAAAAUGGCCAAGUUUAUAUUACGGAAAGCUGAACCCAAGGAUGUGUCUGAUAUCCUGCGACUCAUAAAGGAACUUGCUAAAUUUGAAGAAAUGGAGGAGCAGGUCAUACUGACAGAAAAAGACCUACUUGACGAUGGUUUUGGAGAUCAUCCAUUUUACCACUGCUUGGUUGCAGAAGUCCCAAAAGAACAGAGCUCAGAUGGGCACACUGUGAUUGCUUUUGCCAUGUACUACUUUACAUAUGACCCUUGGAUCGGGAAGCUCCUGUACUUGGAGGACUUUUACGUCAUGGAGGAGUUUCGAGGUCUUGGCAUUGGUUCGAAAAUCCUGCAGGUUCUCAGUGAGACAGCAGUGAAGACUCGGUGUAGCAGCAUGCACUUCAUUGUUGCAGAAAACAACACCAAGUCUAUUGACUUCUACAAGCGAAGAGGAGCCACUGACCUCUCCUUUGAGGAGGGCUGGCGGCUUUUUGCAAUUGAAAAGCAGGAGCUGUUGAAAAUGAAUGCAAAAUAGGAGUUUACAGUUGAUUGUCUUGACUUUCCCUGACUAUUGGUGAUAAUCCUGUUUUUUCUAUUGUUAUCAGUCUUCUGACAAACUUUGCUAAUAAACAGCUUUUCUUAAUUUCAGUUAAUCUAAAAUAAGAUUGGAAAUAAUUGCUAUAAGCCGAUGUUGAGUAAUUUUGUUUAUUUUUCUAGACCUUUAAAUGUAUAAUUCUUCAACAAUUAGGGAAGAAUUACAGGGAACAUAGGAAUAAAUCAUCAAACAACCUUGUUCAUGACAUAAAUAGGUGUUAAUCAGAAUACUGUUAAUUAAGAUAGAUUUUAAAUAUUAUGUAUGUAAUGGAACUACUUUUUAAUGUUUACAUUACUCCUGUAAAUAUAAGUAGGUCUAGUUUAGUCAAAUGUAAGAACAUUUUACCCACCAAGCAAGUUACCAAGCCAAAUUACCAACAGAGCUACUUAAAAAACGCAGAGUGGAGACCAUACAAUGUACAACAUGCAUGAUGAGUAAUAUAUUUUUGACUGGUUAUUUCUAUCCAACAAUGUAAUGUCUAGGAAUUUUUUAACCACCGUGUGCGCUAAUCUUUUGGUAUGUGAGCUUGCUCCCUCUUUCUGUCAGGCAUUGCAGAUUUACAUCAUUAUUUGUAUCUUUUUUGACCCAUUUGGGGGAAAACAGAAUUAAAACUGAUUGAGGAUUAGUGUCAAUGCCAAUGUACCAAUGAUAUGUGACAAUGUAGAGAUAAUGUUGAAGUAAUUAAAAGUAUUGAAAAUAUGUAAUUUGCUGUAUUAUUAUUAUCAUUAUGGAACACAUUACUAAUGUCAAAGGGUAUGUAGUCUGUAAUCUGCAAUAAAGUACAUUUUAAAGUAAUGUGGGAACAUUGGAAUAAUGAAUUUUGUAGUAACACCAUGUUGUAAGACAAUGCUAAGUGCGUAGAAUCAGUGAUGGAGUUGUUGUAUAGAUAUUUUUGUAUUGAGAAUGUUGCUCAAGCUAGAGGUAACAAAAAGCACUUGAAUUAUCUCGAGUAAAAGCGCUCAGUGUUUUGUUUAUUAUCAUACUGGAGCCAUACUAACUAACAUGGGUGUAGAACUGGCAUUAAUUCAAACCUUUUUACAUAUACUGUUAGCACUGUUGUAAAACACAUGUAUAGUGAGUUACAGUCACUGUGAAUGUAAUAUCAGUUUGAAAGGGUAAACAAAG
Paralichthys olivaceus (Japanese flounder) is the source of this 1911-nucleotide messenger RNA. Its product is annotated as diamine acetyltransferase 1-like. The record is from RefSeq and is a predicted model, not a curated record. Gene Ontology annotation, molecular function: diamine N-acetyltransferase activity; spermidine binding. Lineage: Eukaryota; Metazoa; Chordata; Actinopteri; Pleuronectiformes; Paralichthyidae.